Messenger RNA from Cylindrotheca closterium, 894 nucleotides. NCBI's taxonomy places the organism in Eukaryota, Bacillariophyta, Bacillariophyceae, Bacillariales, Bacillariaceae. The record is from the annotation of a GenBank genome assembly.
AUGAGCCUUCAAUGUCUAAAGCACAAUACCAGACAAUCGGUAGCCAGCCUGAGAUGCAUUUCGUCGAUCACCAAGAGAGAAACUCCAAGCAAACUUUUUCCGGAGAAGAGGAUGCAUCCAUCGCAUUUGAAGGGAACAAGAAACAUAAUUCGCCGCUUCUCUGAAAACGGGAUACCAUCAGAACUUGAACAAGCGGUGGCAGAGCAACAGAUGAUUAUUCGCCAUUCAAAAGCAGACUCUGUCGUAAGCCUCAAUGUAGGAGGGAAAGAUUUUGUUACCCUCAGAUCAACUCUCCAGAUUAAUCCCGUCUUGUAUGACCGAGUGUUGAGGGCCGAAGCCAAUAAUGAGCUUAUCAAGGGUGCUGUCUUUGUCGAUAGGGAUCCUACGCACUUUGGAUCCAUACUUCAGCAUUUGCGAAAUGUUGCAGACAGCAUCACGCUGUCUAGUGCAAAGAAUCGAAAUGCAUGGUUAAAUCGUUUCAGUUCUCCCAGGACUGAGGUUAACAUUCAAAUCCCUGGAGAUACUGCAAAACUGAGAGAGCUUUUUAUCGAAGCACGGUAUUUCAAAAUUAAAGAAUUGGAAGACGUCGUUUCGGGAUACGAUUGGUGGUCUUGGCUGGCGAGCUUGUUGAAUGGAGGGGCAACCAACCCGUUCCAUUCGGCAUUGCAAGCUGUGAAAAUUGCGAGGCGAACGUUGCUAACCACUGGUGGUUUGGGUAUUUUGAUCGGCGCUCAAAAUGAGGCACUUUGGAGUGAGGUAACUGCAGCUGCGAAGACCGCGUAUGCUUGGAUCACGAGUAGAGCUCCUUCAAUAGAGAGUGGCUGGUUUUCCUCAAGUGCGGACCAGGAUCCAGAACCGAAACCGAAAAUGAGCUGGUUUGGGAGAGCGGAGUAG